UAUACCACAAAGAAGAUCAAGGUUGGGUCAUAGAAAUAAUGAUUUGACUGAUGAAGAUAUGCUUCCACCAAUUACUGUACCAGUAAGACAGAGGCUGGAUUUGAGUACUGUGGCUGGAGCACCAAAUGCUGUGAAUAACCAAGAUCCACCACAGGUAUCCCAAAAUAACUCAGCAGGUACAAGAAGUACAUUAUCAACACCAAGAAGGAGAAGACUGUCAACACCAAGAAGGCCUAGAAGAAGUACAGCAAUCAGGAGUGGAACACAGGAGCAGGAAAAUAAUGCUGAGUUAAAUCAAUCAAGCAUCAUUGAUGUACAAGAAGAAACACCCCCAGAAGUGGUUGCAGCAGGAUAUCGCACUGCCACUGGCGACUCACCAACAGUUUUAUUUAGAACAUCAGCACCACUAAUGGUAGAUCAGAUGAAUACCCAUUCCAUAUCAAUUCCAAAUCAAACAAACAGGUCUCAACAAAUCAUUGACAUAACAAGCUAUUCUAGCCAGAGGACUGGAUGUUAA
Molecule: messenger RNA, 517 nt
Organism: Mytilus californianus (California mussel)
Lineage: Eukaryota; Metazoa; Mollusca; Bivalvia; Mytilida; Mytilidae
Exons: 8
Coding region: 59-517 (152 amino acids)
Source: RefSeq, a predicted model, not a curated record